UCGCACGAUGUCGUCGUUCCAGCCGCACGAGAGCGCCGCCCCCGCCGCGAAGCUGUGCGUCGCCGGCUGCGGCUUCUUCGGCAGCCCGGCCACCCACGACAUGUGCUCCGUCUGCUACAAGAAGCACCACAGCGUCGUCAGCGGCGGCGGCGGCUCAGGCGCCUCCGCUGCCACCGCGGCAUCCGGACCCGUCGCGCGAUCCGCGUGUGAACCGGCGGUGGCGGCGCACGACGCUAGCGUCUGUCUCGUACCGGCCAAAGACGUCGCUGAAGCCACCGCAUCGUUGUCCUCCUCCGCCCCCACGCCCGAGGCGGCGAGGAAGGCGCAGCCGAACCGGUGCGCGGCGUGCUGCAAGAAGGUUGGGCUGACGGGGUUCGUGUGCCGCUGCGGGAAGACCUUCUGCGGGAUGCACCGGUACGCGGAGGAGCACGGCUGCGCGUUCGACUUCAAGGGCGCCGGCCGCGCCACCAUCGCCCGCGCCAACCCCCUCAUCAAGGGAGACAAGCUGCCCGGCAGAAUCUGAUCGUCGCGGUUCACGCCCGUGCAGUGCAAUGGAUUCAGAACUUCAGAUCAUCAGAAGCAAACAUUCUGUAUGGCCAACCGUCGCAACUUUCGCAUCAACUCGUCUCGAUCUGAAGAGCAGCGUCUGGCUAGAUUUGUGCGAUGCAUGCCCAUCAGGGCUCAAUUCCGUUCGCACUGUUUUGUAACCAGCUGAUGUUUGGGAACAUGAUCAGCAUUCAUUUGAAUUUUGUUUUUGUCCUCGUUUUCGUAUAAUCAAAGAUCGUAUCUGCUUA
Molecule: messenger RNA, 794 nt
Organism: Panicum virgatum (switchgrass)
Lineage: Eukaryota; Viridiplantae; Streptophyta; Magnoliopsida; Poales; Poaceae
Product: zinc finger A20 and AN1 domain-containing stress-associated protein 3-like
Exons: 1
Coding region: 8-523 (171 amino acids)
Molecular function (GO): zinc ion binding; DNA binding
Source: RefSeq, a predicted model, not a curated record